GUUUUCACCGAUUUAUAUAUACCUACUUUAGCAUUGAUCAAGUUCUUUAAUAAUAUUGUAUAUUUAUUGUUCGUGUGGAGAGUUUGACUAGAAUUUUAAAGUGUUUGUGUAAAGUGUACGUUUUGUGUUUUUUAAAUUAUUAAAAAAUGUCUGAAGAUUGCCCUUUUGAUUGCCCGGAAUCUCAGUUAGCGAGAGAGCAAAUAAGAGAGAAUAAAAAAAAAGGUCGAAGAAAAUGGAAAGGGGGUAGAAGAGUAGUUUUUCAACUUCCAGAAUUGAUAGAUCGUAUAAGUACUUUCAAUAUGUCUGGGAAAUUGGAAAUUCAGUGGUCUCCGAUAUCACACAAGUUUAUUACUUGGGGUGCAGAAAUGUCUCUCUAUCAAGUUCAACCUCUUACAGAAGAGUUACCACCUACAGCUUUUAAAGUAUCUGAUACACAUUAUGCUCAAGUUUUAACAACAAAUACAAAUCACCAUUUUGUGAGAAGUAUUGAUAUUUAUCCGAAAUGUGAAACAGACUUGUUAUUAGCCAUUGGAUUGGCAAAUGGAAGAGUGGCCUUGACUACUUUUGGUCCUUCUGAACAUGAUGCUACUGGUUUUCCAGGAAAAGAGUUAGUGCCUAGACAUAGCCGUCACUGCAAUGCAGUACAGUUCAACCCAACUGAACAUAACUUAAUUGCUGCUGGACUUGAUAAAUACAGAUCUGAUAACUCCAUUCUUAUAUGGGAUAUUAAUAAAUUUAAUAGCAAUAAUGAAGCAAGCCAUUCAGGUAGAAUGGCUGUAAACACCAUGGCACCUGCAGUUGAGUUGGUAAAGCCAAUAGCAGAAUUUGCACCGUCGGAGGUAACUUAUAGUUUAGCCUGGUUUUAUGGCUCAAGUAAACUGUUGGCCUCAGGAAUGAAUGGGAAGAAUAUUAAGAUCUUUGAUUUAAGAGAUCCUAAUAAAAUGGUAAAUUCAACAUCUACCAAGGGCGUUUUUAAUGUAUGCACAAAUCCAAAUGAUGAUACACACUUGGCUUCUUUUUAUGACAAUCAAAUAUGUCUUUGGGAUAUGAGGAAUUUUGAAAAACCCAUUGUUUUUAUACCUCAAAACAAACCCGUUGUUAAAAUCGAAUGGUGUCCAACUAAAUAUAGUUCUCUCGCUUCACUUCAGCGUGACAGUUCUGUCAUCAAUUUAUAUGAUAUCAAGCAGACAGUGGUUAGUACUGACGAACUUGAACCUAAUGUCAUGGAACGAAUUGUUACACCUGGCUCUCCUCAUAAUAUAACUUCAUUUUCUUGGCAUGCAACAGACGAAAAUCGACUUCUGACCAUAGCUGUAUCAGGUUCAAUUAAAGACUAUACAGUUUUCGAUAGAAUAACUGUUAAUUGGUCUACUACGACUAUCGUAUGGUCGCAUGGUCGGAAAACUCUUUCAUACAUAAAUGAUGCCUUUGUAGAUGACAUUUCCUCGCAUAUAAAAGAUAGAGCCAAGAAGCGAUAUGGAGUACAGGAAGAGUUUGCUAAAAAUGCUGAAUUGGUUAAGGAUAACUUGUCCUUAGCGAAUGUUUGGAAUUGGCUCCAGUUAACAGUUAAAUUAGCAGAAGGGGGUAUGAUAAGAGAUACAGAAGAGAAACAUCCUGGUGUGUUAUCGGUAUUAUCCAAUAUUGAUCCAAAUCAGAAUAAAUCUGACAUUGUAACAAUGGCAUGGUGUGACUUAGGAUACCCAAACUGUCAAAGUUCGAUUGUGUUUUACAGGCAUGAAGAUAGGGACAAAGCACUGAGACUUUGCAGCUGGCCUUUGGAAAGAGACUCGCAAUAUUUGAUUGAUUUCAUAGAUCAUCUGGAAACGGCCAAAGCUUACACACGGGCAGCUACUAUAGCUGUAUUUAACCUGAAAUUGCAAUUGGCAAUCGAAAUUUUAAAUAGAGCCCCCAACGAUACUGAUUAUGGAUCCACUUUGAACGUCGUAGCUAUGGCUUUAUCAGGUUUUUCUGACGAACCUAACAGUAUGUGGAGGCAAAAUUGUUCGAUUUGUAUCAAUAAACUUAGUGACCCAUACUUGAAGGCCAUGUUCAGUUUUUUGACAGCUCUUGAUUAUAAUUAUGACGAUGUGUUGAACGAGAAAGGAAUAGCUGUAGAUGACAGAGUAGCAUUAGCUUCUCUGUAUCUACCAGAUGAAAAGUUAUUGGAUUAUAUGAAAAAGUUAGCUGAAGAACUAUGCAGUGAAGGAAAUUUGGAUGGACUCUUGGUUACAGGUAAUAGCGAUAGUGGCCUAAAGCUUUUGCAAAAGUAUUUAGACAAUACUGGCGACAUUCAGUCGACUACUGUAAUUGCAACUAGAGCAUUCCACGAUGAUUUGACUUCAGAAAUUGUUAAAAAUUGGAUCGAAAAUUACAGGGACCUUUUGAACAGUUGGAAAAUGUUCCAUGAGAGAGCAGAUUAUGAUAUAAUGUUGGCAGGUUUCUCCACGCAAAAGCCACCUCAACAAGUUUAUAUAUCUUGCAAUUUUUGCGGAAAGAGUAUAUCUGCUUAUUUGCAAAACAUGGAUAAAAGUAGAGGAGGACCACAACUCCACAAAACAACGACUACUAAAGCAAAGUUAUCAUCUUGUCCAAACUGUAGAAAACCUUUGCCAAGAUGCUGUAUUUGCCUGCAAUAUAUGGGUACCACCACAGGAGAACCUUCAGGCAGUAAAAUGACACCAUUUGAACUUUGGUUCACUUGGUGCCAAACUUGCAGACAUGGCGGUCAUGCAGGACAUUUGUCAAAAUGGUUUGAUGAACAUCAAGAAUGUCCCGUCAGUGGAUGCAAAUGUAAAUGUAUGGCCUUAGACGCAUUAGCUGGACAACCAUGAGACUCAUGAUGAAUUGAUAUUUUUUAUACGACGUAGAUAUAGUUAAUACCGACUGAUAGAGUUAAGAUUAUUCGUGUUCAUUUUCUUAUUGAAAUUUUUAUAUUCAUAUAAUAAACGAUUAUAAUAA
This is a messenger RNA of Psylliodes chrysocephalus, 2958 nucleotides long. The record is from the annotation of a GenBank genome assembly. Lineage: Eukaryota; Metazoa; Arthropoda; Insecta; Coleoptera; Chrysomelidae.